AUGGACUACGCCGACGGUGGUGAUGUCCAUAUGAAGAUCAAGAGCCGAGAGGCGUGGACAUGGAACACUGCGCCAGACUGUCCUUCCGAGCCAGAAUGUUACAUAGCGCUCCACGGAGAGGGAGGGAGGGAGACGACGAAAGAGCCGGAGCAGAUCCUGGAAUGGUUCGUGCAGACCUGCUUCGCACUGAAGCAUGUGCACGAACGGAAGGUCUUGCACCGAGACCUCAAGACGCAGAACAUUUUCCUCAUGUCCAAUGGACAUGUGAAGCUGGGCGACUUCGGAAUCGCGAGGGAUCGUCCCUACAACUUCAAAAGUGACAUUUGGAGUUUGGGCGUGGUCCUCUACGAGAUGACCACGUUGAAGCAUCCCUUCGAUGCGGACUCCUUGGUUAUCUUGGCGAGCAAGAUCCUGAAGGACCAGUACCCGCCGCCCGACUCUUCCUACUCACCGGACCUCCUGUCCCUGAUACGCAGCAUGCUUUGCAAGGAUGCGCAGCAGCGGCCGCUGAUCAACAAAGUCCUUUGCUACAGCUUCCUGCAGGACAUCAUGCAGCAUGCCAACAACACCUACCACCUGGGCCUGGACCUGUCGGAGUUCGCCAAGGCAGCCGCUGCUGUACCGCGGACACCGCAGGUCCGUCCACCCCCGGAAGAGCAAGAUGCCUCCAUCACCAGCAAGGGGAUUGAGGCCUCCACUGAAGCCGAAGAGGAGUAUGAGGAGGAGUUUGAGGACUACUCUGGCUCCGAGGACGGCGGCGAGGAGGGCCAGAGCGAUCUGAGGCAUAGUGUUGCCAACCUGAAGAUCGGCGGCGGUGGCGGUGCCUAUGCAGUGGCAGCACCUCCACCGCCCCCAGGCAGCGGCGAAGCACCCGGCCCUGGGGAGGUAAGAGCGCCGUCGGCCACCAGCAGCUAUGCUGCCAAGGCGGCCUCCCUGCGUGUCUACCUUCGAGACCAGAUGCCGGAGGAUGAAUUUCGGACGGUGCACUCGCUGGUGUGCGCGUCUGGGGAGGUCAGUGCACAGGAGCUGCAGCAGCGUGUGCAUGAAGUUCUGGGGGCGGACAAGGCUCUCGAGCUGCUCACACUCUUCCAGCUGCUGUGCUUCUUGGAGAACGUCUCGGCGGGGAACUCGGACGUUCAGGGUUGCAAGUUUCGCAGUACUCCCCUGGUGUUGACAGCAAAUCUGUGGAACAACCGCUACGCACCGGAGAGAGUGGAACAAGAGAUGCAAGACAGCACAUUGCUGAUCGAUGUAUUCGGUCGAGACGUUUUGCCGGGAGCUUCCCAGUUCAUGUUUAAAGCAUCAGGGAAUACGGCAGGCUGCUGGGGCUAUUGGACGCUGGUGAAGGUGAGCCUGAGUCGGAUCUCCUUUGCCUUCGAUACCCUGAACGGGGGCAGUCAAAGCUUGGAUGCCCAGGGUGCUGUCCCAGCAUGGUCGAUGCAGCAGAGAUGCAGGAGCAUUGGCGCCAUCCCCUUGGGCGUGGCAGCCACGGCGUUUGCGUCAGGCCUAAGGCAAAGCCACUCCGUGCCCCGCGGCCCUCGCUGCGCGGCUGCGGGGGCCGAUUCCCUUGGGGCCAUGACGGAGCUCCUGCUGCGACUGCGCUCCUCGGAGCCAGCUGUCCGCGAGCAGAUGCUGCAGGAGGAAAGCGAGAAAGGGCUCAAAGCCAUCUGCGCUGGCCUUGGCCUGAAACGCAUCAGCGGCUCCCAGGAAGAACUCCUCGAGCGCAUCGAGGAGGCGCUGCUAGAAGAAGAUGCCUUCUAUCAGUCCGACAGCCCGGUCCUACGCAUCAUUGAGGUCAUGGGGGGCCUCAGUGACGCGGGCCGUGCUGCGGGCUUCCUUGCGGACAAGUACCGUGCGGUGGAUCUGAAGGGCUUCUGCAAAGCCUUAUGGCUUCCAGUGAGCGGUACGAAGGUACAGAUGGCAGAGCGAAUCGCUGCCAAGGCCAGUGAGCUGUCCAAAGUCCUGCGUGCCAAGCGGGCAGGGCUGGGCAGUCCGCCCUCGUCCAACGCGGAGGCUCCGACGCAGCGUCGUCGCCCAGCUCAGGUCUCGCGGAUAAUGGAGGAGGUGAAAGAGGCCGAGCUUGGCGCAGAGGAUGUGGCCGGAGCGCGGCGACCAGGAGGAGACAUCUUCGAGCCCACAGACGCUGAGGUGAUGGACGCCGAGGAGGUAGAGCAGUCGGAGGCGGAACCCAGCGGAGGCCGGUCUGGCGCCUCAAGAAGCAGCCGACGGCCGGCCGCAGUAGCCGAGAUCUUCGAGGCGGCAGCCAAAGUCAGCAGUCGCCACAGCGGUUCUCAGGAGGAAUUUGAGAUCAGCCUCGGCGAAAGCCUGGUUGCCGGACCUGACGUCGAGGACGACGACGACCUCGACGAGGCACCCGAGCUGACUGCCGGAAGGGGGUUCUAUCCCCAAGCAGGCGCUGAGGGCGCCCCAGGUGAGAUCGUUGACGAGGAGGAGGAGCAACGAAAGCAACGGCGCUUUGUGGAGCGGCGGCAGAAGCUGAUGGGCUACGUUGUGGAGGAGGGGGCUGCGAUCUACGGGAGUCAGAAGGAGCAGUACCUGGCAGACCUUCAGCAGCUCUUGAAGGAUGCUCCCACCGAGACCAGGGGCCAGUACCUGCAGGACAAGCUGGAGGAGCCGACCCAAGAAAUGCUGGCCGUCCGCCUCCCCGAGGUCCUCGGCACUCCCCGAGACGGUCCGGAGUUCGCGGCAUGGCACGUGGAGCCUUACCAGGAGGAGAUGCAGAUGGUGGGUGAGCUUGGCCCGGCGAGGGUAGCUUGGUGCCAGUGGUGGGAUCGAGUUCAGGGGUGCGGUCAAGUCAUUGACUUCGUCGACCGAGUCGCCGUCAAUGUGGUCUCCGCGGCCUUGACGACUGGUGCCAACGUUCAUCCACAAGCGAAGUAUCUCAUGCAGGGCGAGUUUGUGGAGUAUCGGAGGGUCGAGGCAACCGACGGCAAUGCCCGGGCCAUCCUCAUUCGCGGGGUCAAAGGUUGGCCUUUGGCGUGCGAGGUCGCUUCACUGGACCCGAGCCGGGCGCUACCAGCCGACUAG
This is a messenger RNA of Symbiodinium sp. CCMP2592, 3048 nucleotides long. NCBI's taxonomy places the organism in Eukaryota, Dinophyceae, Suessiales, Symbiodiniaceae. The record is from the annotation of a GenBank genome assembly.